This is a messenger RNA of Caenorhabditis remanei, 885 nucleotides long. RefSeq lists its product as uncharacterized. The record is from RefSeq and is a predicted model, not a curated record. Lineage: Eukaryota; Metazoa; Nematoda; Chromadorea; Rhabditida; Rhabditidae. Gene Ontology annotation, molecular function: translation initiation factor activity; translation initiation factor binding; metallopeptidase activity. Gene Ontology annotation, cellular component: eukaryotic translation initiation factor 3 complex, eIF3m. The coding region runs from base 1 to 885 and encodes 294 amino acids. The transcript is spliced from 4 exons. Gene Ontology annotation, biological process: translational initiation.
AUGGCAUCCAACUUGACAGUAAACGUGCAUCCAGGUGUCUACAUGAAUGUCGUCGACACUCAUAUGAGACGAUCGAAGAAUUCACAGAAAGCGGCCGGACAGGAGAAGUGUAUGGGAACACUCAUGGGAUAUUAUGAGAAGGGAUCUAUUCAGGUGACAAACUGCUUCGCCAUUCCAUUCAACGAGUCGAAUGACGAUUUGGAGAUUGACGAUCAAUUCAACCAACAAAUGAUAUCCGCAUUGAAGAAGACGUCGCCAAAUGAGCAACCAGUCGGAUGGUUUCUGACGACUUCUGACAUCACGUCGUCUUGUCUCAUUUAUCACGACUACUACGUCCGUGUCAUCACUGAAGCCUCAGCUCGUCGUGAAUCUCCACCGAUAGUCGUCCUCACAAUCGAUACGACUUUCUCUGGAGACAUGGCUAAACGUAUGCCAGUCCGUGCGUAUCUUCGCUCGAAAGCCGGAAUUCCUGGAGCCGCCGGACCACAUUGUGCCAUUUUCAACCCACUUCGUGUCGAGCUCGCCGCAUUCCCGGGAGAACUUGUGGCGCUGCAAUUGAUGGAGAAGGCGUUGGACUCCAGAAGACGUGAGGCAACUUUGGAGAGUGGAUUGGAGCAGUUGGAGGUGUCGACUGCACAGAUGAUUGAGUGGUUGGAAAGAAUGUUGAGCUACGUCGAAGGAGUGAACAAGGACGGUGAGAAGCCAGGAGACGCUCAAAUGGGACGGCAACUUAUGGAUAUCGUCACCUCGUCAUCGAACAACAUGCAACCGGAGAAACUCGACACUCUUGUCAAGAACACUCUUCGUGACUACGUGAUGGUCUCAUAUCUUGCCAAAUUGACUCAAACUCAACUUCAAGUUCACGAGCGUCUCGUCUCUGCAUAG